UCGAGCGAGCUUGUCCUCUCAGCCCCGCCCACUUGCCACGCACAUGAAAGGCGGGCUGUAACUGUGACAUUCAGAAGCGGGAGAAAGAAACGCUUUCCAUGCUAUUGCUCACGCAAAUGACCAAGAACAAUUAAAAGUAAACACUGGUGGAGCUUGGGGCGGUGGCAGGGUGAAAAUAAGAAGGAAGGGAGCCACCUUACUUGAGCGGAGCAUCACUCCAUCUGUAUGCUUGCAUUCCAUCGUCAGUGGAUUUUGUGCACAGCAACGCUAUCGUUAUUACUAUGGGAAAAAGUCAAGUUUUGAUGGAAGAUGAACCGAAUCGUCCAAAGUACAUCUCCGACAGAACUGACCGGUCUUUUCAUCUUUUGUUUGACUAGGGCAGCACACGCCCAUCCACUGUGCACGUUGCUGGUAACAUUUAAUGGAUUUCCUCACUUUCACACUUUUCGAGUCAUUUAUUAGUAACACACAAACCUCAAUUAUUUCACGCUCUCCCAAUGAAGCAUGACUUGGAACAAAUGUGACAGGCUAGUCUGGACAAACAGAAAUCUGUUAAUUUCCUAAACUCUUCUAAAGAAAGACGAAAUUCCAGACUCGUUAUUUUACCGUAGGAAACAUUCGUGCCUGUUAUUGUCAUCUUGGAAAAGUUAAUGUGAGCACUUAACGCAGCAGGCUCCGUGUACCAAGCCGGCGAUGGUGUUCGCGCUGGGCUGCCUCUUGCUAGGCUGCUUCACAUGGAACUUGCGGAUGUCUGACGCAUACGGAGAGUAUUGCCACGGCUGGGUGGACAUUAACGGAAACUACCACGAUGGCUUUCAGUGCCCAGAGGGUUUCGAUACUUCUCACGCGACAAUCUGCUGUGGAUCCUGCGCCCUCAGGUACUGCUGCGCGGCGGCCGACGCGCGCUUGGAGCAAGGCGCUUGCACCAAUGACAGGGAGCUGCAGGACAGCGGAUACGCGGCACAGCCCGUGUAUGUGCCGUUCCUCAUCGUUGGAUCCAUCUUCAUCGCCUUCAUCAUUGUUGGGUCCCUGGUGGCUGUUUAUUGCUGCACCUGCUUGAGACCGAAGCAAAGCACGCAGCAGCCAAUUCGGUUUUCCCUUCGAAGUUGCCAGACUGAGACCAUUCCCAUGAUCCUGACCAGUUCAAAUUUAAGGACUCCUUCUAGGCAGUCUAGCACUGCCACCAGCUCCAGUUCAACAGGAGGCUCCACACGAAGAUUUUCCAUUGGCAGAGCAGAACAAGGACAUGGCUGUCUAGUGUCUUCACCACCUCCACCAUAUACAUCAGCAGGCUGUCAUCAGGCUGCCCACACUAUGCACGUCUCGCAGGCCUCUGGUUUCUUGGUUCCACAGCAGUAUUUCCCUUACACUGUGAAUCCGGAGCCUUUUACUCCUGGAAAAAACUUCACAGAAUUCAGUCAGAGCUGAUAGUUUGUAAAUAGCCUGUGGAGUGACUCCAUUACACUGUUUUCAUGUUUGGUGGUUUACCAGUAGUUGUCAAGAGUUAAUUCAACUCCAGGACAUGGUUUCUGCUUUGUGUACAUAUUACUGGUGAAGAUAUGUCCCCAAAGGAAACAUGUGUGGACCCUUAUUCAGCUAAAUGUUUUCUUUAUCAUGUUUCAGAUUUAGGGGUAUGGGCAGCAGCAAUCUAACCAACCUGGUAACAACAGGUUCAAAGCAAAUAGCAGACCUUGACAAGGUUGCAAGUCAAUCACAGUUCUCAGCCACACAUACCCGGGACACUUGAGAAUCACCAGACGACUAGAAGGCUGAGAUUUUUUUCGUUUUCAAGGAAACAAGGGAAGAACAUCUACAAACUGCACACUUCGCUCGAUUGCCCUGGGCUUGUUUAUAUAGUGGGUUAAAUGUGAAGCAAAAGAGAUGCUUUAUUUAAAUACAAUUGUCCUGAAUCUUGUCAUUUUUUUCCUUUACUAAUAAUAUUUCAUGGCAAAAUAACAAUUUCCAUGCGUUUUCUGAACAUACUAUUUUUUUCCAGUAUAAGGAACGCAAAUCCACACACCAUCUUACUUAUUUUUCUGUAUGUUCAGGAGGGGUCCAUACUUUGAAUUUUAAUUUAUUCAAAAGAAAAGCAGACACUAAUCUAUUGUAUAUUUUGAAAAAUAGCAAACGACCACUUGGCCUUUUAAGUCACUGAACAACUAAACAAUAGUACCUUAGAACCCUUGAAAACGUAAAAGUUCAGGUAAACCAAUUGUAUUGACAAUCUGUAACCAUUUGGGCAGAAGACACAUUUUUGUUUGGACUGAGUAGAGGAGAAAGCACACUCGCAGCGGCAUCGCGUCUCCUCUGAGCAGCCAGUAUAGAGACGUUCCAUGCAGUAGGAGAAAUGUAACAGUAUGUUGUAAUCAUGAUAUAGAAGAAGUUAGCCUGUUUUUUAUGUCUAGUUUUUUUUUUCUACAAAAUAUUUGCACAUCUUUCUUACAGGCUUUGUGUUUAACAUUUUUUUGAAUAUUUAAGAUAAAAAAACCCAAAUGUUUUAAAGAGUUCAUCUGUUUCUCCUAAUUGAAAAACUAAUUCCUGCAGUUAGAUCAAGUUG
Polypterus senegalus (gray bichir) is the source of this 2557-nucleotide messenger RNA. RefSeq names its product shisa family member 3 (gene shisa3). NCBI's taxonomy places the organism in Eukaryota, Metazoa, Chordata, Cladistia, Polypteriformes, Polypteridae. Bases 694 to 1428 code for a protein of 244 amino acids. The record is from RefSeq and is a predicted model, not a curated record. The transcript has 2 exons.